This is a messenger RNA of Emiliania huxleyi CCMP1516, 855 nucleotides long. RefSeq lists its product as hypothetical. The record is from RefSeq and is a predicted model, not a curated record. The transcript has 5 exons. The coding region runs from base 1 to 855 and encodes 284 amino acids. NCBI's taxonomy places the organism in Eukaryota, Haptophyta, Isochrysidales, Noelaerhabdaceae.
AUGGGCGGGGCCUUCCGCUCCUGGCCGGUGGAUUCCCACCGUCAGUUGGGUAGCGAGGAUUGGCCCCUCGCCGUCGGCUUGGAGGCGGUGCAGCAGCGCUUCCAGCCGGCGCUCGACGACUACCUCGCCGGCCGUCUCGAUGAGGCCGGCUUGGUGGCUGCGACCGAGUGGGAGAGGCGGUGGUACUGGUCUUUCGCGGCGUAUGCGCCCAUUUUCCGGAUCUGCCGCACGCACGGUGUGACGAUGCUGGCGCUCGACAUGGACUCGGAGGACAAGGCCAAGGUGGAGCUGGGCGGCGCCCUCGAGCCGGCCAAGCGGCGCCAGUACGUGCCGGACGGCGAUGGCUUCGAGCGAUUCGGAAGCACGAGGGCCUUCGAGGAGUAUAACGGGGCGGCUAAUGACGUGCUCUUGGCGGAGCUCAAAGGCCUCAAGGACUCCUUCGAUGCCGAACAGAUCGACGAGGAUCAGUUCAAGAUGCUCCGCUCGGAGUGUGUCAAGAAGCACGCGGCAAUCGGCCGCGCCCUCAUGGAACAGGCCAAGCGCUCGGCGCGCGGGGGCGGUCCCCGGCGUGCCGCUCAGAUGGAGGAGGACGACUCGGGACGCUUCCUCAACACCUUUACCUGGGGCCCCUACGGCAUGGCCGUGCAUGGCAUGCCUGACGCCACGAUUUCGGAGGGCGCGGCGAUGAUGCGCUCCACGCUCUGCCACUCCAAGAACCUCAACCCGACCAUUCCGCUCCUGCCCGCUGGAUGGGUGAUUGACAAGUCGGUCAACGGGAAGCCCGGCGGCCAGGGCGUGAUUGGCCAGGGUCGCACCCUCCCGCUGCCACACCCAUGCCAGUGUGAGACGCUCUGA